Messenger RNA from Arvicanthis niloticus (Nile rat), 3842 nucleotides. RefSeq names its product teashirt zinc finger homeobox 3 (gene Tshz3). Gene Ontology annotation, biological process: regulation of transcription by RNA polymerase II. Gene Ontology annotation, cellular component: nucleus. NCBI's taxonomy places the organism in Eukaryota, Metazoa, Chordata, Mammalia, Rodentia, Muridae. The record is from RefSeq and is a predicted model, not a curated record. Gene Ontology annotation, molecular function: DNA-binding transcription factor activity, RNA polymerase II-specific; DNA binding.
GCUCUCCGGGGGGGAGGCUGCGAGCAGGCCCGCCUCGCCCCCCCCCCCCGCCGCCCCUCCCUCCCUCGGCUCAGCCCGGCAGCGGCGGCGGCGGCGGCGGCGGUGGCAGUCGCGGGAGAAGCAUCAUGCCGAGGAGGAAGCAGCAGGCGCCCCGGCGCGCAGCAGCCUAUGUUUCCGAUGAGUUAAAGGCAGCCGCCUUGGUAGAAGAUGACAUAGAGCCGGAAGGGCAAGCGGCCGAUGGAGAACCCUCAGCCAAGUACAUGUGUCCAGAGAAGGAACUCAGCAAGGCCUGCCCUAGCUACCAGAACUCACCAGCCGCUGAGUUUUCCAGCCAUGAAAUGGACAGCGAAUCUCACAUCAGUGAGACCAGUGACCGGAUGGCUGACUUUGAAAGUAGUUCCAUCAAGAAUGAAGAGGAGACCAAGGAGGUCCAGGUGCCCCUGGAAGACACCACUGUGUCGGAUAGCCUGGAGCAGAUGAAGGCGGUGUACAACAACUUCCUGUCCAAUUCCUAUUGGUCCAACCUCAACCUGAACCUGCACCAGCCCUCCUCUGAGAACAAUGGUGGCGGCAGCAGCAGCAGCAGCAGUAGUAGCAGCAGCAGCUGUGGCAGCGGGAGCUUUGACUGGCACCAGAGUGCCAUGGCGAAGACCCUGCAGCAGGUGUCCCAGAACCGAAUGCUACCUGAGCCCAGCCUGUUCAGCACCGUGCAGCUGUACCGCCAGAGCAGCAAGCUGUAUGGCUCCAUCUUCACCGGGGCCAGCAAGUUCCGUUGCAAAGACUGUAGCGCCGCCUACGACACCCUGGUAGAGCUGACGGUGCACAUGAAUGAGACCGGUCACUAUCGCGAUGACAACCAUGAGACUGACAACAACAACCCCAAGCGCUGGUCCAAGCCUCGCAAACGGUCUUUGUUGGAGAUGGAGGGGAAGGAGGACGCUCAGAAGGUGCUGAAGUGCAUGUACUGUGGCCACUCCUUUGAGUCUCUCCAAGACCUGAGUGUCCAUAUGAUCAAAACUAAACACUACCAAAAAGUGCCUCUCAAGGAACCUGUCACACCCGUCGCAGCCAAAAUCAUCCCUGCUGCUCGGAAGAAACCCUCUCUGGAGCUGGAGCUGCCUAGCUCCCCUGAUUCCACAGGUGGAACCCCUAAAGCCACCCUGUCUGAUACCAGCGAUGCUCUGCAGAAGAACUCCAACCCUUACAUCACGCCAAAUAACCGGUACGGCCACCAGAAUGGGGCCAGCUAUGCGUGGCACUUCGAGGCCCGCAAGUCUCAGAUCCUCAAGUGCAUGGAGUGUGGCAGCUCCCAUGACACUCUCCAGGAGCUCACGGCACACAUGAUGGUCACUGGCCACUUUAUCAAGGUCACAAACUCGGCCAUGAAGAAGGGGAAGCCCAUCAUGGAGACGCCCGUCACGCCCACCAUCACCACCACCUUGCUGGAUGAGAAAGUGCAGUCUGUGCCACUGGCAGCCACCACGUUCACAUCUCCCUCCAGUACGCCUGCGAGUGUCUCCCCGAAGCUGACUGUGGAGAUCAAAAAGGAAGUAGACAAGGAGAAAGUGGUCCUGGAUGAGAAACCCAAGGAGAAAGAGAAGACCAGUGAGGAGGAGGAGAAGUAUGACAUUUCUUCCAAGUACCACUACUUGACUGAAAAUGACUUAGAAGAGAGUCCUAAAGGGGGACUAGAUAUCCUUAAAUCCCUCGAGAACACAGUAACAUCUGCCAUCAACAAGGCUCAGAAUGGCACUCCCAGCUGGGGCGGCUAUCCCAGCAUCCACGCUGCCUACCAGCUCCCCAACAUGAUGAAGUUGUCUCUGGGUUCCUCAGGGAAGAGCACACCCCUGAAACCCAUGUUUGGCAACAGCGAGAUUGUGUCUCCCACAAAAACCCAGACCCUGGUCUCUCCCCCCAGCAGCCAGACCUCCCCCAUGCCCAAGACAAACUUUCACGCCAUGGAGGAACUGGUGAAAAAAGUCACUGAGAAAGUUGCCAAAGUUGAGGAGAAAAUGAAAGAGCCCGAGGGCAAGCUGUCACCACCCAAGCGGGCUACACCGUCCCCAUGCAGCAGCGAGCAGAGCGAGCCCAUUAAGAUGGAGGCCUCCAGUGACGGUGGCUUCAAAAGCCAGGAGAACAGCCCCAGCCCACCAAGAGAUGUGUGCAAGGAGGUGAGCCCCUCCACAGAGCCGGUGGAGAAUGGCAAGGAGCUGGUGAAGCCCCUGAGCGGGGGACUCAGCGGCAGCACAACCAUUAUCACAGACCACCCACCAGAGCAGCCUUUUGUGAACCCCCUGAGUGCCCUGCAGUCGGUCAUGAACAUCCACCUGGGCAAGGCCGCCAAGCCCUCCCUGCCUGCACUGGACCCCAUGAGCAUGCUUUUCAAGAUGAGCAACAGUCUGGCCGAGAAGGCAGCUGUGGCCACCCCACCACCCCUUCAGGCCAAGAAGGCGGAGCAUCUGGACCGCUAUUUCUACCACGUCAACAAUGACCAGCCCAUAGACUUGACAAAAGGGAAGAGUGACAAAGGUUGCUCUUUAGGUUCAGGGCUUUUGUCCCCCACGUCCACAUCCCCAGCAACUUCCUCAUCUACAGUGACAACGGCAAAGACAUCUGCCGUCGUAUCAUUCAUGUCAAACUCGCCACUGCGCGAGAAUGCCUUGUCAGAUAUAUCCGAUAUGUUGAAGAACUUGACAGAGAGCCACACGUCAAAAUCCUCCACUCCUUCCAGCAUCUCUGAGAAGUCUGACAUUGACGGGGCCACCCUGGAAGAGGCCGAGGAGUCGACUCCAGCGCAGAAGAGGAAAGGCCGCCAGUCAAACUGGAAUCCUCAGCACCUGCUAAUCCUGCAGGCGCAGUUUGCAGCUAGCCUCCGGCAGACAUCAGAAGGGAAGUACAUCAUGUCAGAUCUGAGCCCCCAGGAGCGCAUGCAUAUCUCUAGGUUCACCGGCCUCUCCAUGACCACCAUCAGCCAUUGGCUGGCCAAUGUGAAAUACCAACUUCGAAGGACAGGUGGAACAAAGUUCCUCAAAAACUUGGACACUGGACACCCUGUGUUCUUUUGUAAUGACUGUGCGUCACAAAUCAGGACUCCUUCCACGUACAUCAGCCACCUAGAAUCACAUCUGGGCUUCCGGCUACGGGACUUAUCAAAAUUGUCCACCGAACAGAUUAACAAUCAAAUAGCACAAACCAAGUCGCCAUCAGAAAAACUGGUGACAUCCUCCCCGGAGGAGGACCUGGGGACCACCUAUCAGUGCAAGCUUUGUAAUCGGACCUUUGCGAGCAAGCAUGCUGUUAAACUUCACCUUAGCAAAACCCACGGGAAAUCGCCAGAAGACCACCUCCUGUUCGUUUCUGAGCUGGAGAAACAGUAGCGUUUGCUCCAGAGCGGAAAUGACUGGAGGAAAAAUGCUGAAGGCACCUUAAAGCCCCUCUGUCUUGUUGUUGGCACAUGUUCUUAUGUUCACUGCAGAGGAUCGUCUGGGCUGGACUGUUUGGUAUAACUGUACAGUGUUUCAUAGAGAGGUGCAUAUAAUCAGCUGUUGUUACUGGUAAAAUAACGAAGGUUAAAACGCAGUGCUAAGUGUUUGGAACUUUGUGUAAAUGGGAUUUAAUUGUGAGCAUCCCCUCGAUGCUUCGAGCUGCAUGCAUUAACAGACGGUUUAAUUAAGCAUUUAUAAGGAAGCCAGGCACACUUUUUCCAUGAGACUUGGGUGUGCUGGCAUUUCCCACCCUUUCAUCUUUAGCCCUCUGAGUACUACGAAGCACUUUUGCAUUAAUUUGGUUAAUAAAAAAGAUAAUAAUAAAACAAAAUAAUAAUGAAUAAUAAUAAUGUAUGA